AUGUCCGCUAUUGCAACAAGAAUCGUUGGAAAAUAUAAUCUUAACCCAGGAAUGAGUGUAUCUGAGCUCAGUAAGUAUACUUCUGAAUUGCUCAAAGACCUUACAGACGAUAUAGAAAGCGGAAUCAAGCACGAAGACGCCUUCGAGAUGAGAAAAAGCCAGCGAAAAGAUAUCAAUCUCGUAAUUCUAGACAAGGCCUUAGUAAAAUCAGAAGAAACUAUCAAAGAGAUAGCACAUCGGAUUUUACGAGAUAAACUUGGUGAAAAGGAUGUAAAGGCUGAAGCAAUAAAAUUAGCUAAGUCGGCUUUGAAUGAAGUUGCUGGGUCCUCUAGGCUUUCCCGGCUUUGGAAAGAAUUACGAAAUCUUAAUGCUCCUUGUUAUUAUAAUAUAGUUGAAGCGACAAAAAUCUUUGAAAUUACAGAUAAGUCUAACAAAAUUCAGACAAGCCGGCGAAAAUUAGCCGAGGAUUUUGAGAAAAUCGACUAUCCAGAUCAUUUACAUUAG
This is a messenger RNA of Paraglomus occultum, 504 nucleotides long. The record is from the annotation of a GenBank genome assembly. Lineage: Eukaryota; Fungi; Glomeromycota; Glomeromycetes; Paraglomerales; Paraglomeraceae.